AUGAGCAACCGAGAGAUGGUGGUUCUGAGUGUGGGAGGUGUGAAAUUUGUAACCCUGGCUUCUACGUUGCUGCAGUUCCCCGAAUCCAGGCUAGCACAGAUGUUGAACAAUGAUGACCGGGAAUUUAAACUGGUGAAUGGAGAGUUUUUUGUGGACAGAGAUGGAACUUUGUUUAGUUACAUCAUAGACUUCUUGAGGACUCUCCAGAUCUCUUUACCUACUGACUUUUCUGACUAUCAAAGGCUGCAGAGAGAAGCAGAAUUCUAUGGGCUUUCCCCUCUGUCCAGUCUCCUGAAGCAGGAACACUUACUGAAGCCGAGACUGGAGAUCUUGGAAGUGCGUUUUUCUCUCCAAGAGAUGCAAGCCUUCUUCCGGAUCUUUGGUUCCUGCAGUACCACUGUUGAGACACUGGCUGAACAGAUCACUGUGUUUUCAGGACAGCAGUCAGGACAGAGCUGGAACAGCCUUUUUCCUUUUCAGAAACCACUUGUUCCCCUGCCUUUGGAAAGACCUUCUCAUCAUGACGUGGUUUUUCAGUGUGGUACUGACUACUCUGCUGGUGACCAGCUUGUGGCCAGGUAUGUUUCCAUAAAGCCUGAUAAUAGAAAGCUGAUUAACGGUACUAAUGUGCUAGGCCUGCUGCUUGACACUUUACUCAAAGAUGGAUUUCGCCUCAUAAGCACCAGGACAGUGUCCAGUGAAGAAAAAGUCGAAUGCUACAGUUUUGAAAGGAUGCAGAAACCAGCAGGCAUCACCAUCAUGGUGAACCAGACUCCAGGGAGCUCUGGGAUAGCACAGGUGAAAAGAAGCCAAGUGCAGAAAGGGAAAUAA
Indicator indicator is the source of this 831-nucleotide messenger RNA. It is a transcript of the gene KCNRG, whose product is annotated as potassium channel regulator. Bases 1 to 831 code for a protein of 276 amino acids. The record is from RefSeq and is a predicted model, not a curated record. Gene Ontology annotation, cellular component: endoplasmic reticulum. Gene Ontology annotation, molecular function: protein binding. The transcript is spliced from 2 exons. Lineage: Eukaryota; Metazoa; Chordata; Aves; Piciformes; Indicatoridae. Gene Ontology annotation, biological process: protein homooligomerization; negative regulation of delayed rectifier potassium channel activity.